GACCCAAUCAUGCUUAGUCGAUUGCUCGCAAUCACUUAGUGAAGAAAUCAACUCUAGGGGAGGAAGAUAGUCUUCCCAAAUCAGAAUAAAAAUGAAGUACCUAUUGGCAAUAAGUUUAGUCUUCGCGGCAAAUUUGGCAGUUGGGUUUGGUGAAAUUCCCCCAAUCCUUUCGAUUUGUAACACCACCGAGCCGGAAUAUGCCAAGUGUCUGCAGGAUGUGGUGGAAGGGUUGCGGCCAAACAUCGCUUCCGGAGAUUACGGACCAGGUCGGAACACAACCCAGUUGGAACCGUUUAACAUUACCAAGCUGGACAUCGACAAGGGAGAUAGUUUCAAAUGUUUGCUGAGAAAUCUCUCCAUCACCGGGGUUAGCAAAUUUGUGUUCAAAAAAAUCCGUGAUGAUAUUCCGAACAAGUGGAUCAACAUCUCGACGAGAUUGCCGCUGAUGGUGACCAAGGGAAAAUACGAUCUCAAGAUGAAUCUGCUGCUGCUCAAAAUCACCGGCAAGGGAGACUUCAACUUGACGCUAAAGGAUACCCUGUGCAAUCUGAAGAUCAAGUGGUAUAUCGACGAGCAGGACGACAAACGGUUCAUCAAGUUCAACCCGAUAGAUGUACGGCUGAAGUUCGACAAGGCAAAGUUCUAUCUGGACAAUCUGUUCGGGGGAGAUCCGGCGCUGUCGGUCGUUGGAAAUGAGGCCAUCAACGCUAAUCCCAUGGUUCUGCUGGAUGAAGUUCGACCCACCCUGGAGGAAAAUCUGCGCAGUUCGCUAACGGAAAUUGCCAAUACGGUUGUGGAAGGGGCGGAAGAAGAUGAGAUUUUCCCAUCCUGAUGGGUUUUAAGUCGAUUUAAACGAAGCACCGGAAUACGAAAUUUAUGAAAACUACUGAAAACAUAUGCACAAUAUUGGAAAACAUGGAAAUUUGUGAGGGACAAAAAAAUUAAAGCAUAGGUGAUGAAAAAAAUAAAUUAAUUCUGGUGAUAAACAUGAUAA
Uranotaenia lowii is the source of this 994-nucleotide messenger RNA. RefSeq lists its product as uncharacterized. The record is from RefSeq and is a predicted model, not a curated record. Lineage: Eukaryota; Metazoa; Arthropoda; Insecta; Diptera; Culicidae. Bases 92 to 832 code for a protein of 246 amino acids. The transcript has 4 exons.